AGCGUCCCCUGUUCAUCCAGAAGAGCUUUGCAUUGUGGGAGCUCCUUCCUUUCUCGCUCCCCGGCCAUCUUGGCGGCUGGUCUUGGUUGGGGGCUGUCCCGCACCUAAGGCAGGAAGAUGGUGGCCGCAAAGAAGACGAAAAAGUCUCUGGAGUCGAUCAACUCUAGGCUCCAGCUUGUUAUGAAAAGUGGAAAGUACGUGCUGGGCUACAAACAGACUCUGAAGAUGAUCAGACAGGGCAAAGCGAAAUUGGUUAUCCUCGCCAACAACUGCCCGGCUUUGAGGAAAUCUGAAAUAGAAUACUAUGCUAUGUUGGCUAAAACUGGUGUUCAUCACUACAGUGGCAAUAACAUUGAAUUGGGCACAGCAUGUGGAAAAUACUACAGAGUAUGCACACUGGCUAUCAUUGACCCAGGUGAUUCUGAUAUUAUUAGAAGCAUGCCAGAACAGACUGGUGAAAAGUAAACCAGGAAAGUUUUUCUUUAAUAAAACUUUACCAGAGCUCCUUUUAAAAACA
Molecule: messenger RNA, 517 nt
Organism: Onychomys torridus (southern grasshopper mouse)
Lineage: Eukaryota; Metazoa; Chordata; Mammalia; Rodentia; Cricetidae
Gene: Rpl30
Product: ribosomal protein L30
Exons: 5
Coding region: 118-465 (115 amino acids)
Cellular component (GO): cytosolic large ribosomal subunit
Molecular function (GO): structural constituent of ribosome; RNA binding
Source: RefSeq, a predicted model, not a curated record